AAUAUAAGUAUAAUUGUCAAAAAAAAAAACCGAUAAAACAUAUUGAAUAUUUAUUGUUAGUUUCUGCCUUGCGACUAUCAGAACAAGAAUAAAAACUUUACGGAGUUGUAGAAAGAGCUCACCACUGUUCAAUACAUCAAAUACAAAAUUCAUCAAACUAAAUAAAUAUAUCAUUGUCUUGUUAUUGAAAAAUCAUCCGUUUAAAGACCCGCAUUCGCGUACAUAAACGCGUACUUGUACACAAAUAAACAGAGAAAAAAUUGACUUCGUAGUUAUUUAUAGUGCUCUAUAUAUGAGUUGAAAGUAUGCUAUAAUGGAAAACUUACAAACACAAGAGAAAGAAAGUGGCAAUGACAAUUUAUGCACCGAAGGUAUUUUCUAUGAUGUUUUGGAUAACAUUUUUCAAUAUUUAAGUCUUAAAGAUCUUUGCCGAGCCGCUGCAGUGUGCAAGUCAUGGCAUCACAGAGUCAAGAUAGAAAUUUCUAAACGCAAUGAUAUUGAAAGUCUGACUUUGCCAAUAACAUAUGAGUCUGAUGACAAUGACAGUGAUAAUGAUGAAGAUACGUUCAAAUAUUUACAAAAUAAAUGGCAUUUCAGUGAUUCUUUAAGAUCAUUACCACAUUUUAUGCUCUUAUUUCAUGAUAGCACUUAUAAUUUUAAAAGAGAACAUGAUCACUUUCAUUGUUACUAUGCUAAUUAUGUGAAAAUGGGCAUGUUUUAUGGAUGUUUUGAAACAUCAGGAUUAUCAUUGAACACUGAAGAAGUUUGUACGAUAAAAAAUUUAGGAAUAGGAAUUGCAUUGCCAUCUACUGAUAAAUUAAAAGUAGAUUGUUAUGUACCGUACGAAACAGACCUACCAGAUCAUGCAAAAAGUAGUACAAUGUCUCGGCUUGCAAAUGAAGCAAUAAGUUCCUUACUUUCUACUGAAGAUGAACACAAUUGUUUUAUUUUUCUUAGAAAUCAGUCAGAGGCCUUAAAAGAAGAUAUGAUUUCAGAUAAUAACUCUUUCCUAGCUGAGUUUUCUAAUAGCUUAAAACAAAGAUGCAAACCUGGUUCAUAUUCACUAUGGGGUGGUGGAGUGUCUGAAAUAACAUAUUCAAGAUUUGGUAGAAAUGAUUUUGUUUGGCUAACCGUUAUAAGAGUAUCUGGUUUAGCUCUAAAUUCUUGGUCAAUUGUAUUGAAGAUGAAUUUAUCCAGUGCAGAAGUAGAAAAUAAAUUGACGAAUUUCAAAAAAGAUAUUCAUUUGAAGUCAAACUCACUGGCUCUUGCAAUGGUGCCAUCUAAUAAUAAUGAAUCUUUCCAACAAAGAUUAAAAAAAACUGAAAUAUUCAGGAAAAUAUUUUCAAAUAUACCUCUAGUAGGUGUCUAUGAGAAUACAGAGUUCACUCAAAUUGGAAUUAAUUCUUUAGAAAGCGAUCUUAAUCAAGUGAUAGUACAUUCAAAUUCUAUUAUUUACUUGAUUCUGACUACUGAGUAAAUCGAAUUGGUAUUUAUUUUGUAUAUUUUAAAUAAUAUAUUCACAUAUAUAUAUAUAUAUAUAUAUUUAAUAUUGAAUGUCAUUAUGAUAUCUAACACUGUGAUAGGAAAAAUACGUAUUUUAUAUUUUUUUAUAUCAAUGAAUUGUAUCAUAUUUUUAUAUUAUAAUAUAAUAAAAGAUCUUAAUUUUUCUAAUCUAUUUAUUAA
Messenger RNA from Nasonia vitripennis (jewel wasp), 1683 nucleotides. RefSeq lists its product as uncharacterized. The coding region runs from base 314 to 1477 and encodes 387 amino acids. Lineage: Eukaryota; Metazoa; Arthropoda; Insecta; Hymenoptera; Pteromalidae. Gene Ontology annotation, molecular function: protein binding. The transcript has 6 exons. The record is from RefSeq and is a predicted model, not a curated record. Gene Ontology annotation, biological process: positive regulation of proteasomal ubiquitin-dependent protein catabolic process; protein polyubiquitination.